CAGCGAAAUCAAAAGUCAGUUUUCAGGCGUAAGAACAGAGCAAGCAGCGUGUCUCACGGCGAGGAUUAAAUUUUCUUAUAAUUAUUUUGAUUUCGUCAGGAAGGAUCAUUGCGCGAAACGGAGCAAAGUAUCACGCGAUAAUUUUAGCCAUAAGACUACGCAGAAAGUCUUAGUCCGAGCUGCACUCGCAUGACAGAAUCGCGGCUGCUGAUAACAUUUAGCAUUUGCGAGUGGCGAUGGACGGCGAAUCUUGGGUAGAUGGUUACGAGCUGCGUCUCCUCGACCGGAGGCACGAAAGUGUCAAGUGGGCGCGACAAAAAAUGAGCAACACGAUCGUCUCGCACAAUGGACUGAAAAUUGCUGGAUAUGAAAUUAUUGAGGUCUAUCAAGUAUUAAAUUCGGAUCUGUGGAACCAAUAUCGAAUUCGAAGAGAUGAAAUAAGACAAGACAUAGGAGGCCGAGUGAAGGAAGUGAGACUUUUCCAUGGAACUAAUUUCGCACGAUCUAUUACCGAGGAUGGCUUUAAAGUGAAUUUGGCUAGUGAUAAAGGGAUGUUUGGAAAAGGAAUUUACUUUGCCGAUUUGUCUUCCAAAAGUAAUCAGUACACCUUCGAGGGCUGCAACAAGCCUUGCAAGCAACACAACGAGGUUUAUUGUUCGGACUGCGAGCGCACCAUGCUGAUCUGCAGGGUUGCGAUGGGUGCAGAGUACAAGGCGCGAGAUGCGAUGAAUGGCAUCAAAGCGCCUCCGUCCGGCUACCACACUGUUGUCGCAGAGCCAGGUGUCUGCAAGAACAUCAAGUACCCAGAAUAUGUGAUUUACGAUGAUAACCAGGCCUAUCCUGGUUACCUCGUAAAGUAUAAAAUCAAGAAGUGAACUGCAGCAAAUCAUCACAAAAAGUCUCCAAAUGAAAUAAAUCUCUUCCAUAGCAGCGCCAAAAAAAAUUAAUAUUUAUGUUUGUUGGAAAUCUUGAAUAAAUAAAUGUUCAUUAUUUCAUACUUUUUAUCCUUUUUAUUAUAAUUUAUAAAAAGGGUGCAUAAAAUAAAAAUUUAAUUGACAACCAAACCAAUAUUAAAAUUUGGUGCGUCAAGACUAAAAUAAUAUAUUUAAUUUUCAACGGCGUAUAUGAUUACACAGAAAAUUAAUCUUAAUUUUUAUCGUUAUCUAUUGGGCAUUAAUGCCAUUUACAAAGAAAGUGUUCACCAAAAACUAAUAUUUCCUGUUGCGUUAUACUGCUUUAACCUUAAAAAGUCUUUGUUCUGCGUUCAUAAUAUUUUCCUAUUUAAGGUGAACAAUGGUGUACAAGCUUAUGAAAAUGAAUAAAUAAAGCU
This is a messenger RNA of Neocloeon triangulifer, 1330 nucleotides long. RefSeq names its product poly [ADP-ribose] polymerase tankyrase-like. Gene Ontology annotation, molecular function: NAD+ poly-ADP-ribosyltransferase activity. The record is from RefSeq and is a predicted model, not a curated record. Lineage: Eukaryota; Metazoa; Arthropoda; Insecta; Ephemeroptera; Baetidae. The coding region runs from base 237 to 875 and encodes 212 amino acids. The transcript has 4 exons.